Aureobasidium namibiae CBS 147.97 is the source of this 1395-nucleotide messenger RNA. RefSeq names its product cytochrome P450 monooxygenase-like protein. NCBI's taxonomy places the organism in Eukaryota, Fungi, Ascomycota, Dothideomycetes, Dothideales, Saccotheciaceae. The transcript has 3 exons. Gene Ontology annotation, molecular function: iron ion binding; monooxygenase activity; oxidoreductase activity, acting on paired donors, with incorporation or reduction of molecular oxygen. The record is from RefSeq and is a predicted model, not a curated record. The annotation marks the transcript as partial.
CAGAUUGUGUAUCAUUCGCUCACAUCGCCACUCAAGAAUGUGCCGGGUCCAUGGAUCAGCCGCUAUACCAACCUGCAACUUAAGUUCGCUGUCACCGGAGGCCGCCGCAUCUUCUACAUCGAUGACCUACACAAAAAGUAUGGGCCAAUAGUGCGCAUCUCGCCAACAGAAGUUGCUGUAGCAGACCCCACAGCUUUCAAGCAAAUCCAUGCCGUCUCUUCCAAGUUCACCAAGGACAUAUGGUACGAGAAGCUGACCAACUUCCCCCGGCUGAGCGUCUUUACCAUGCGUAUCCCCCGUGAACAUGGCCAGCGUAGGAAGCUCUUUGCUCGCGGCUUCAGCAAGACAUAUCUCAGAGAACAUUGGGAACCUACCGUCUGUGAGAAGACUCUGCUUGCGGUGGAGAAGAUCAAGGUCGAUGCUCAGACUGGCGUUGCAGAUCUGCUCAAGUGGUGGACGUUCAUGGCUACUGAUAUCGUCGGUAUACUUGGCUUCGGCGAGUCGUUUGGUAUGCUCGAACUUGGCAAGAAAACCGAGUAUAUUCGAGUACUCGAGGCAGCUCUUAUUGGCAACGGGAUUGGUGCCGAGAUGCCAUGGCUCCGUGCCAUCGGAAGUCGCAUACCGUUCAAGCCACUCAAGGAGGCCUUCAACUCAAGCGCAUACAUUCUAGGCUACGGUACCAAGGCCGUCGAGAACGCUCGCAAAGGUGGCCACGACUCCAACCUCAUGGCCACCAUCAUGGCGGAAGCCGAGAAGGGCGAAGCACACGUCGAUGACAUGGACGUCAAGACAGAAUCGACAUCACUGAUUUUCGCAGGUUCGGGAACGACUGCCAACACCAUGACUUUCCUCUCCUGGGCAGUCGUAUCCCGACCUCAACUGCGUGUAUCUCUGGAAGAGGAAGUCGCCCAGUUGGGAGACACUUUCACUGAUGCCGAUCUCGAACAGCUGCCUCUACUGAAUGCAGUCAUCAACGAGACUCUGCGUUUGUACUGUGCUGUACCAGGCAGUCUACCUCGAGUAGUGCCCGAAGGUGGCGCCACACUCGAUGGAUAUUUCGUUCCUCCAGGCACAACAGUCAGCACGCAAGCAUACACCAUGCACAGAGACGAAAAUCUUUGGCCAAACGCCAAUGUCUUCGACCCCACCCGCUGGUUCGAGGGCAAACACCAGAGCGCUGCAGCCAAAAGUACAUUCUGUGCUUUUGGAGCCGGUGCCUACAGCUGUCUCGGCAUCAAUCUUGCUUGGAUGGAGUUGAGAUAUGCUACUGCUUUCCUCUUCCGAGAGUGUAAGGGUAUGCGUAUUGCUCCGAGUAUGGCGGCUGAUUGUAUGGAUUUGGAGAAUUACUUUGUGAUUGUGCCCAAAGGACACAAGUGUGAGGUUACAUUGCAGUGA